Lacerta agilis (Sand lizard) is the source of this 4458-nucleotide messenger RNA. RefSeq names its product ovostatin-like. Gene Ontology annotation, molecular function: endopeptidase inhibitor activity. Gene Ontology annotation, cellular component: extracellular region. The record is from RefSeq and is a predicted model, not a curated record. Bases 1 to 4401 code for a protein of 1466 amino acids. NCBI's taxonomy places the organism in Eukaryota, Metazoa, Chordata, Lepidosauria, Squamata, Lacertidae. The transcript is spliced from 36 exons.
AUGGGCACAGGGACUGCCAAGGAGGUGGCAGAUCUGGCCUCCAAUGAGUGUACCAUAGCUGUUGCGGUUACUGUGCUCAGUAGCGGAGCAAGGCAGUAUCUCCUAAUAGUACCUUCAGUACUGCAGAGUGACUCUGCAAAUACAGCCUGUGUGCAACUUCUCAACAACAAUGAGACUGUAAACCUGAAUGUCUUUCUGGAAUAUGAGAGACGUAACGUAACUGUUUUCCAAGAAACUGUGCGAAGGAAAAACUUCUUCAAAUGCAGCUACUUUAUGGUCCCUGAGGCCAGUUCGAACCCUGUGGCUUACAUCACCAUCUCUCUCAAGGGCGCCACGGUCAAUGAGACAGAGAGGAGGGUUUUGGCCAUUCAGAACAAAGGCAGCGUUGUUUUUGUUCAGACUGACAAACCCAUCUACAAACCUGGACAGGAAGUGCUCUUCCGAAUUGUUUCUCUAAAUACGCGUUUCGAACCUGAUCCUCAAACUUAUCCUUUGGUCACCGUUCAGGAUCCCCAGAGGAACCAGAUAUUUCAGUGGAGAAAUGUAACAUCUGAGAUCUCUAUUGUUCAGCUCUCAUUCUCAAUAAUUUCGGAGCCAAUUCUGGGAGACUAUGAAAUCAUCGUGCAGAGUCAAUCGGGAGCUAAGACCUCUCAUUAUUUCUCUGUCGAGGAAUUUGUAUUGCCAAAGUAUGACAUCACUAUCAGUGCACCGAAAACAGUCUCUGUGGAGAAUCCAGAUUUCAUUGUGAAGGUGUGCGGCAUGUAUACCUAUGGGCAGCCAGUUCAGGGGAAAGCUCAGCUCAGUGUGUGCAGAAAUCUCAAUUUUUAUGGAACUUGCAAGAGGGACCCUGUCUGUGAAUCUGUUAAUAAAGAACUGGGCAAAGAUGGCUGCCUUGCCCAUGUCUUCAGUUCCAAGACUUUUGAGCUUAAUCGUUCAGGGUACUGGAUGAACCUAGAUGUGAAAGCCAUCGUCACUGAGAAAGGAACAGGGAUACAGAGUGAACGUUCAGCCUACAUUUCAGUUUCUCGGAUACUGGGGACUGUGACAUUUCAGAAUAUGGACCGGGACUAUAAAAGGGGGAUCCCCUAUUGUGGUCAGAUAAAACUGGUUGAUGUUGAUGACUCUCCCCUUGGAAAUGAGAUUGUCCAACUACAAGUCAACAACAAAAAUGUGGGCAACUACAGCACCGAUGGAAACGGCACCGCUGAAUUUUGCAUUGAUACCUCAACGUUCUUUAGCUCGGAUAUCUCUCUCAGACUAAUAUACAAACCCAAUGAAAAUUGCAACAGUGAUGGCUGGUUAUUACCCUACUAUCCAGAGGCCUAUUAUUCAGUCCAGCGCUUCUACUCCAGAACAGAUAGUUUUGUGAAUAUACACCAAGUGCCAGAAGAGUUGCCAUGCGGCCAAGUCAGGAGAAUCAAAGUCUCCUACAGCCUGAAUAUAAAAAGACAGAACACUGCAGUCUUCUAUUUCUUUGUACUGGUGAAGAACAAAAUUAUAAACUCAGGCAGAAACGUUGUCACCCUCCGUAGGGAUGAUUUGGGAGUUUCCAAAGGCCACUUUUACAUCUCACUUUCUGUCGAUCCAAACAUGGCUCCCGUUGCCACGCUGCUGGUCUAUACUCUACAUCCUGAGAGGGAGGUGGUUGCUGAUACUGCCAGAUUUGAGAUAGAGAAGUGCUUCCACAAUAAGGUCAGCCUCCAGUUCUCCGUGAAGGAAGCUCUUCCAGCUUCAAAUGUCAGCCUCCAUAUCAAAGCUGCUGCCAACUCCCACUGUGCUCUGCGAGCUGUGGACCAGAGCGUUCUUCUCUUGAAGCCAGAGACAGAAUUGUCAGCUGAAAGUGUCUACAGUCUCCUUCGGUAUGAUAUGUUUGAUUACUACUUCAAUGGGCUCAACCUAGAGGAUGAUCCCCAAGAGCCUUGCAUUCCACCAGAAAACAUAUUUUAUAAUGGCUUGUAUUAUGCUCCUGCUAACAUAAACUAUGGACCAGAUAUCUAUGGACAAAUAAGACCUAUACGGGAUAGUACUGCAUUCCUCCUGGAACAGCAGGAUUAUCGUUUGGGGAAUACUCUCUUGGAUCCAGACCUGAACCUGGAUAUCCAGGUGAUUGUAGUGGCCAGCAGUGCUUGCCCAUUGCUCAAAUCUGCACCACCAGCACCUCCUCCUCCAGGAGAUGUAUCUCUAGAUAAAGUUAUUGAGACUGUUCGGAAGUUCUUCCCUGAAACUUGGAUAUGGGAACUGUUUGGUAUUGGUUCAGAUGGACAUGCAGAACUCACCUACAUCGUUCCUGAUACCAUCACAGAGUGGAAAGCCACUGCCUUCUGCUUGGAGAAGCAGGCUGGGUUUGGCAUCUCAAAGCCUGCCACCCUGAUUGCCUUCCAGCCAUUCUUCGUUGAUAUAACGCUGCCUUACUCCAUAGUUAGAGGGGAAGAUUUCCUCUGUAGAGUCAAUGUCUUCAACUACCUGGAGGGAUGCAUUCAGGUCAAGGUAUCAAUGGCCCAAUCUCAGGAUUUCCAAGCCCAUCUUCUCUCACCUUUGAAUGAUAACGGAUGUGUGUGUGGCGGUGAGAGGAAAACAUAUAUUUGGAAUAUUAGCGCUAAAAAACUUGGUGAUGUGACCUUGUCUGUUACUGCUGAAGCUCCAAAAGACAGCGGGGACUGUGGAAAUGGAACAUCUGGGGGCUUGGAUGUGGGACGGAAGGACACCUUGAUCAGAAACUUGCUAGUCGAGCCUGAAGGCAUUGAAAGAGAACUAACUCAGAGCAGCCUUAUCUGUGCAAAAGGUGCUGUCGUCUCUGAGCCAGUGUCUCUGAAACUCCCUGAAAAUCUGGUGGAAGGAUCAGCCAGAGCUUACUUCUCUUGCAUAGGAGACCUCAUGGGCACAGCCAUGCAGAACCUUCACCAACUUCUCCGGAUGCCCUAUGGCUGUGGGGAGCAGAACAUGGCGCUCUUUGCACCCAUCAUUUACGUCAUGGAAUAUCUAAAUGCAACAGGACAACUGGAUGAGGAGACCAAAUCCAAGUCCAUUGGAUACUUAACCGCUGGGUAUCAGAGACAGCUGUCUUAUAAGCACCCAGAUGGGUCCUACAGUGCCUUUGGGAGCAGGGACAAGGAAGGCAACACCUGGCUCACUGGCUUCACGUACAAGUCUUUUGCAAGAGCUUCACAUACCAUUUUUAUUGAUCCAAAUGUCCAAACUCAAAGCGUCAUCUGGCUGUCCAGCAAGCAAAAAUCAGAUGGAUGUUUCCAAAAUGUUGGAAAACUCUUUAACAACGCAAUGAAGGGAGGAGUACAAGAUGAGCUUUCACUGUCGGCCUACAUCACUGCAGCUCUCAUUGAGUCUGGAUUCCUCAGCUCGCAUCCAGUGGUCCGAAAUGCCUUGUAUUGCUUGGAGGCCGGAUUAGAAAAGGGAAAUAUCACUGUCUAUGACAAAGCACUUCUUGCUUAUGCCUUUCGCCUAGCUGGUAAUAAGCCCAAAACAGAUCUCUUAUUGAAUGAGCUGAUUAAAUCGGCUACGAAAGUGGGUGGCUCAUUAUUUUGGGAGCGUGAGGAUAAGCCACCUGCAGAAGAGUCUCCUUCCUUCUACCCUCGUGCCUCAUCGGUUGAGGUCGAGAUAGCUGCCUAUGUGCUCCUCGCACUGCUCACCGGGACCACACCGACUCCAGCACAACUGACAACAGCUUCGCAGAUUGUGCUUUGGCUUACCAAGCAGCAGAAUCCUUAUGGAGGCUUCAGCAGCACCCAGGAUACGGUAGUGGCUAUACAAGCUUUGGCUCUGUUCAGCCAAUAUACCUUCUCUAAGGAUGGCCGGAACUCAGUCAGGAUCCAUUCCAACAAGCCUUUUGAGAGAAUCUUUGAAGUGAACAAUGACAAUCGCCUGUUGCUGCAGCGGACUUCCCUGCCUGACGUUCCAGGAGAGUAUACAGUGGAUGUGAAUGGCACUGGGUGUGUCUUUGCACAGGCAGUUAUGAGAUACAACGUCCUCCUUCCCAAAAAGUCUUCUGGGUUUUUCCUCUCUGUGCAGACGGCAAAUGUCUCUUGUGGAGACACCUUCCAGACAAAGUUUGCCAUUGCCAUCACAGCCAGAUACACCGGGAAGCGCAAUAGCUCCAACAUGGCCAUCAUUGAUGUGAAGAUGCUUUCAGGCUUUGUACCUGACCAGGCGUCCCUGCAAAAGCUUCGUGAUGACAGAAUUGUGAUGAAAGUGGAAAGCAAAGAAAACCAUGUCAUCAUCUAUCUGGACGACCUGUCAUCCAAGGGAAUCAGUUUCAGCUUCAUAGUUGCCCAAGACCUUCCAGUUUCAAAUCUCAAACCAGCCUCGGUGUGGAUGUAUGACUACUAUGAAACAGAUGAAAUGGGUAUUGCUGAAUACACGUUCCCUUGCCAUGCUGAUGAUCCUUGAACCCUUUGGAUAAUCUGGAGAAAGACAAAGUUAUGUCGUCAUGAAAAGAUAUUCCUC